This is a messenger RNA of Syzygium oleosum, 1421 nucleotides long. RefSeq lists its product as uncharacterized. The coding region runs from base 82 to 1299 and encodes 405 amino acids. The record is from RefSeq and is a predicted model, not a curated record. NCBI's taxonomy places the organism in Eukaryota, Viridiplantae, Streptophyta, Magnoliopsida, Myrtales, Myrtaceae. The transcript has a single exon.
CUUCCCCUAUCCUUCCUUCCUCCUCUCUCCCUAUAAAAUGCACACCGACUGUUCUCAAUUCUUGAAUCCCUCAAGCCCACCAUGGAAACGGAGGUCGCGGUUCCGCUCCCGAUCAUGGAGUUCAACUUCGACAGCACGUCCUCUUCUCCGUUCAUGACUGCUCCGUCCAGCCCGCAGCGCUUCGGCAGCUUGUACUUCAGCGCACCCACGAGCCCCACCAGGGCUUCCGCUUUCCUUCAGGAGCUCAGGAAAUCAAGAAAGUCCCUGUCCUCGAUACCCUUUGCCUGGGAAGAGAAGCCCGGCGUCCCGAAAGGCGGAGGGAGCUACCAGAACGGCGGCGGCGGCGGCGACGACGAAGAUGAUUUCGAGUUCGACUUCAGUGGUCAACUGGACAGAGCUUCGGCAACUGCUGAUGAGCUCUUCGACGGAGGCAAGAUCAGGCCUCUCAAACCGCCACCGAGGUUGCAGGCCAACUCGGGCGACGCUGACGCGGCGAUGAACUCGCUUCCGGCGUCUCCGAGAUCGCCGUCGAGGUUCGCUCAGGGGAAGAAGAUGGUCCAAGAAGCUCUCUCUCCUCGCCACCGCAAAAGAGACUUCGACCCCUUCUCAGCAGCCUUGGAGGAGACCCGGAAGAGACAGGCGAAUCUCAACCAACACGAGGACCUGAGCCGUUCUCGCGGGAGGGAAAGAAAGGCGGGAUCUUCUUCGUCUCUGCGGACGUCGUCGGCCAGUUAUGUACGUAAAGGGACGAGAUCUUUAUCGCCGUUCAGGGUGUCCGACAUCAUGGAGGCCGAUCGAGAAGCCGAAGAUCGCGCUGCGCCCUCUUCCUCCUCCUCAUCGAAUCAAGCUCCUUCAUAUUUCUCUUCGCUGUUGUCGUCGAUGUCGUUCUCGAAGGGCUACAGGAAGUGGAGCUUCAAGGACUUUCUGUUGUUCCGGAGCGCAUCGGAGGGGCGCGGCACAGAAAAGGAUCCGCUGCGCAAGUACGUGGCCCUGUCGAAGAGAUCGUCAAUUAAUUACGCAGCAGCGGACGACGUGAAGUGCUCGAGCUUCAGGUCGACGGAGAGCGUCGGCUCGGUGAGCUCGAGGAGGAGACCAGGGGCCGCGCCGGUGUCGGCUCACGAGCUGCAUUACACGUUGAACAGAGCGGUCUCAGAGGAGAUGAAGAAGAAGACCACCUUGCCAUACAAGCACGGGCUGCUGGGUUGCUUGGGGUUCAAUCCUCCUCCGGGCGUGCACGACUUGGCCCGGGUACUGGGUCGCGGACACACGGACCGAUCCCGAUCUCGCGAUAUGAGUUAGACACACACUCUCUCUCUCUCUCGAUCAAGAGAACUGUAGAUUUCCUUAGUCCUGUAAUAUCUCAUAUCGAAAGCAUAUUGAACACACACAAGCGAUCUUGAUUCGAAUGUUUCUUUCUUGUU